GCUCACAGUUCCCUCCCUCCAGGUCCACACGGGAGCAGGCCAUGGCCAAUCAAAGCUCCCCCAUGGGCUUCAUCCUUCUGGGCUUCUCUGAUCACCCAGGACUUGAAAGGAUCCUCUUCGUGGUGGUCUUGAGUUCUUACCUCCUCACCCUGGUGGGCAACACGUGCAUCAUCUUGCUGUCUGUGCUGGACCCCAGACUCCGCUCCCCAAUGUACUUUUUCCUCUCCAACCUCUCCUUCCUGGACCUCUGCUUCACCACCAGCUGCGUUCCCCAGAUGCUCGUCAACCUCUGGGGCCCCAACAAGACCAUCAGCUUCCUUGGCUGCUUCGUCCAGCUCUUCAUCUUCCUGUCCUUGGGGACCACUGAGUGCAUCCUGCUGACCGUGAUGGCCUUUGACCGCUAUGUGGCUGUGUGCCGGCCCCUCCACUAUGCCACCAUCAUCCACCCGCGCCUGUGCUGGCAGCUGGCCGCGGUGGCCUGGCUCAUCGGGCUGGUGGAGUCAGUGGUCCAGACACCAUCCACCCUCCGCCUGCCAUUCUGCUCCCACCGGCAGGUGGAUGAUUUUGUGUGUGAAGUCCCAGCUCUAAUUCGACUUGCCUGUGGAGACACCACCUACAACGAGAUCCAGAUGGCGAUUGCCAGCGUCAUCAUCUUGGUUGUGCCCCUCACCCUCAUUCUGAUCUCUUACGGGGCCAUUGCCCGUGCAGUGCUGAGGAUGAAAUCUGCAAAGGGACGAAAGAAGGCUUUUGGGACAUGCUCCUCACACCUCCUUGUGGUCACCCUCUUCUACAGCUCCGUCAUCGCUGUGUACCUCCAGCCCAAAAAUCCCUAUGCCCAAGAGAGGGGCAAGUUCUUCGGCCUCUUCUAUGCAGUGGGCACUCCUUCACUGAAUCCCCUCAUAUACACCCUGAGGAACAAGGAGGUAAAGCGGGCAUUCAGGAGGUUGCUGGGGAAGGACAAAAACUCUGGGGAGAGCUGAAGCAGAGUGGCUUGAUGAGCUUUCUAAGU
Condylura cristata (star-nosed mole) is the source of this 1009-nucleotide messenger RNA. Its product is annotated as olfactory receptor 2H2. Lineage: Eukaryota; Metazoa; Chordata; Mammalia; Eulipotyphla; Talpidae. Gene Ontology annotation, molecular function: olfactory receptor activity; G protein-coupled receptor activity. The record is from RefSeq and is a predicted model, not a curated record. Gene Ontology annotation, biological process: G protein-coupled receptor signaling pathway. The transcript has a single exon. The coding region runs from base 42 to 980 and encodes 312 amino acids. Gene Ontology annotation, cellular component: membrane.